This is a messenger RNA of Saccostrea cuccullata (small rock oyster), 561 nucleotides long. RefSeq names its product short-chain collagen C4-like. Lineage: Eukaryota; Metazoa; Mollusca; Bivalvia; Ostreida; Ostreidae. The coding region runs from base 1 to 513 and encodes 170 amino acids. The record is from RefSeq and is a predicted model, not a curated record. The transcript is spliced from 2 exons.
AUGGCUCUUCAACUACUAGAGCUACCAAUUCAGGUGUCCCUCAAGGGAUACGCAGCUGGUGGAUGGUGGGAUAACACAGGCGCUCCGUCAAACUACCUUUGCCUUCCAGAACAUCCCGCCUCGAGUGGAAAAACAUAUUCCAGCUCUUAUGUAAAUUACAUAUAUGGCGUGGAAUACGAAACCGACUUUUGGAAAGUCCAUUCACAUGAUGAAGAUGCACCUUGCGCUGUAUGUGCAAGUUUAUCUGGAUCAAAAAUGAUGAUGAUUCCGGGACGUAAUAAGUGUUAUUCAGGCUGGACAAUGCAGUAUCAUGGAUAUCUCGGAGCAUCACGUUAUAAUCAUAAGCAAAACACGGAAUAUGUCUGCGUUGACCAUGAUCCCGAUUUUUUAAAUGGUGGUGAAAGGCAAACAGACGGUGCUCUGUUCUACCCUGUUCUUUUUCAGUGUGGUGCCUUACAGUGUCCACCAUAUGUCAACAAUCAAGCUGUGGACUGCGUUGUCUGCACAAAAUAAUGAUCAUUUGAUCAUUUGAGAAAAAUAAAUUGAUGUAUGAAAAGUGAG